GGCGGGAGCCCAGGUGCCGCCAGGCGGGACGCGCCCGAGGAUGUGCCGCUGGCCGCUGCUCCUGCUGUGCGGCCUGCUGCCCGGCGCGGCGGCGGGGGGCUCGGGCCGGCCCUUCCCGCACCGCACCCUCCUCGACUCGGAGGGCAAGUACUGGCUGAGCUGGGCCCCGCGGGGCGGCCGGCUAGCCUUCCGCCUCGAGGUGCGCACUGCCGGCUACGUGGGCUUCGGCUUCUCGCCCACCGGGACCAUGGCCGCGGCCGACAUCGUCGUGGGCGGGGUGCUCGGCGGGCGGCCCUACCUCCAGGAUUAUUUUACAAAUGCAAAUAGAGAAUUGAAAAAAGAUGUUCAGCAAGAUUACCACCUAGAAUAUGCCAUGGAAAAUAGUACACACACAAUAAUUGAAUUUACCAGAGAACUGCAUACAUGUGACAUAAAUGACAAGAGUAUAACGGAGAGCACGGUGAGGGUGAUCUGGGCCUACCACCACGAAGAUGUGGGAGAAGCGGGUCCUAAGUACCACGAAUCCAGUCGUGGUACCAAGAGUCUGCGGUUACUGAAUCCUGAGAAAACCAAUGUGUUGUCUACAGCCGUACCAUACUUUGACCUGGUAAAUCAGGACGUCCCCAUCCCAAACAAAGGUACAACAUAUUGGUGCCAAAUGUUUAAGAUUCCUAUGCUCCAGGAAAAGCAUCAUGUAGUAAAGGUUAAGCCCGUGAUACAGAGAGGCCACGAGAGUCUGGUCCAUCACAUCCUGCUCUAUCAGUGCAGCAGCAACUUCAGCGACAGCGUCCUGGACCACGGCCACGAGUGCUACCACCCUAACAUGCCCGAUGCCUUCCUCACGUGCGAGACUGUCAUUUUUGCGUGGGCCAUUGGUGGAGAGGGUUUUUCCUAUCCACCUCAUGUUGGAUUAUCCCUCGGUACUCCGUUAGACCCUCAUUAUGUGCUCCUGGAAGUCCAUUACGACAAUCCAACAUAUAAGGAAGGCUUAUUAGAUAAUUCUGGAUUGAGGUUAUUUCACACGACAGAUAUAAGGAAAUACGACGCUGGGGUGAUUGAGGCUGGCCUCUGGGUAAGCCUCUUCCACACAAUCCCUCCAGGCCUGCCUGAUUUCCGGUCUGAGGGUCACUGCACCCUGGAAUGCCUGGAAGAGGCUUUGGAAGUUGAAAAGCCAAGUGGCAUCCACGUGUUUGCUGUUCUGCUCCACGCUCACCUGGCAGGCAGAGGCAUCAGGCUGCGUCAUUUUCGCAAAGGGGAGGAAAUGAGAUUACUCGCUUAUGAUGAUGAUUUUGACUUCAAUUUCCAGGAGUUUCAGUACCUAAAGGAAGAACGAACAAUCUUACCAGGAGAUAAUCUAAUUACUGAGUGUCGCUACAACACAAAAGAUAGAGCCCGGAUGACUUGGGGAGGAUUAAGCACCAGGAAUGAAAUGUGUCUCUCAUACCUUCUUUAUUACCCACGAAUUAACCUUACUCGAUGUGCAAGUAUCCCAGACAUUAUGGAACAACUUCAGUUCAUUGGUGUUAAGGAGAUCUACAGGCCAGUCACGACCUGGCCUUUCAUUAUUAAAAGCCCCAAGCAGUAUAAAAACCUUUCUUUUAUGGAUGCAAUGAAUAAGUUUAAAUGGACUAAAAAGGAAGGUCUUGCCUUCAAUAAGAUUGUCCUUAGCCUGCCGGUGAACGUGAGAUGUUCCAAGACAGACAACGCAGAGUGGUCGAUUCAAGGGAUGACAGCGUUACCUCCGGAUAUAGAAAGACCCUAUAAAGCAGAGCCUUUGGUGUGUGGAGCUUCUUCCACUUCUCUGCGUGGAAAUGUGUCUCUCGAGCUGCUCCUGUGCUUCAUGGUUCUGGGCGGCACACUAAGCAUCACGAGCUUGUAA
Lipotes vexillifer (Yangtze River dolphin) is the source of this 1879-nucleotide messenger RNA. RefSeq names its product monooxygenase DBH like 1 (gene MOXD1). Gene Ontology annotation, cellular component: secretory granule membrane. Gene Ontology annotation, molecular function: copper ion binding; dopamine beta-monooxygenase activity. Gene Ontology annotation, biological process: dopamine catabolic process; norepinephrine biosynthetic process; octopamine biosynthetic process. The transcript is spliced from 12 exons. The coding region runs from base 41 to 1879 and encodes 612 amino acids. NCBI's taxonomy places the organism in Eukaryota, Metazoa, Chordata, Mammalia, Artiodactyla, Lipotidae. The record is from RefSeq and is a predicted model, not a curated record.